CACGGGGCUGCUAACGGCGCGCAGAGCGCAGUGCGGAGCCCCAUUGGUUAGCCGUUCUUCCCAGGGCGCGUCCCGCGCGGGCUCGGCCGACGGGCUCUAGGACCCAGCGUGGGCGGCGCGAGGCUAGUCGGGGGCCGUUGGAGUCGCGCCGUCUGCGGCUCGAGCGGUCGCGUGGCGCGGGUUCGCGGCCCGCCGGGGACCCGUCACUGCCUCCGGACGCCGUCGCUGGGGGGCACCGUGGCCCGGCGCGGGCGGCGCACGACGCGCGUGGGCGUGUCCGUGCGGGGCCGCGCGCCCCGCCCCAGCCCGACGCGCUCGGUACUGGCCCCCAACCCCCGCGCCCGCGACCUGGCGGGUGGGCCGGGCCCGACGGGCAGCGCCGGGCGCCAGAGCCGCGCGCGGCCAGGCAUGCCGGGAGCCCCGCCGGCAACCGUCGCCCCCGCCGCGCCGGCCGCCCGCGGGCGCCCAUGAGCCUCCCGGGGGAGAUGAAAUUCCCCUUCUCGGUGCUGGCGUCCGUGUUCCUGUUCCUGGCCGAGACGCUGGUGGCCUUCUACCUGAGCAGCACCUACCACCGCGCGGGGGACGGCAUCUGGCGCUCGCUCACGCUCAUCUUCUCGCUCGUGCCCUGCGCGCUCGUGCAGCUCACGCUCCUCUUCGUGCACCGCGACCUCAGCCGGGACCGGCCGCUCCUGCUGCUGCUGCACCUGCUCCAGCUCGGGCCCCUGUACAGGUGCUUCGAAGUCUUCUGCCUCUACUGUCAGUCCGGACAUAAGGAAGAGCCUUAUGUCAGCAUCACCAAGAAGCGGCAGAUACCAAAAUAUGGCCGCUCACAGGAGAUUGAGAAAGAAGUGGGCCAGGCAGAUGGCAAGCUAUUCACUCAUCGAUCUGCAUUCAGCCGAGCAUCAGUGAUCCAGGCUUUCCUGGGCUCAGCCCCCCAGCUGACCCUGCAGCUGUACAUAACCGUCUUGCAACAGAGCAUCACUGUCGGAAGAAGUAUCUUCAUGUUCCUAUGCCUGUUGUCCAUUGUAUAUGGAGCUUUGCGCUGUAACAUCCUAGCCAUCAAGAUCAAGUACGAUGAAUACGAGGUCAAUGUGAAGCCCCUGGCCUAUGUCUGUAUCUUCCUCUGGAGGAGCUUUGAGAUUGCCACGCGAGUCGUGAUCCUGGUCCUGUUUACCUCCGUCAUGAAGGCCUGGGUAGUUAUAGACGUGGUCAUCAACUUUUGUAGCUUCUUCUUUUACCCUUGGAUCAUCUUCUGGUACAGUGGCUCCCCGUUCCCAGAGCACAUCGAGAAGGCCCUCAGUCGGAUGGGCAUCACAUGCGUACUAUGCUUCCUCACCUUUCUCUAUGCUGGAAUCAACAUGUUCUGCUGGUCAGCGGUGCAGCUGAAAAUCGACGACCCUGAUCUCAUUAAGAAGUCACAGAGCUGGUACCAGCCACUGAUGUACUACAUGCUGAGAUUCAUUGAAAACGCCUUCCUUCUCCUCAUGUGGUAUCUUAACAAGACCGACAUCUACAUGUAUGUCUGUGCCCCUCUGUUGUUUCUUCAGUUGCUCAUUGGGUAUUGCACUGGCAUUCUAUUUAUGAUGGUAUUCUAUCAGUUCUUUCACCCUUGCAAAAGGCUCUUUUCCUCCAGUGUUUCUGAAGGCAUUCAGGAGUGUCUAAGAUUUAUUUGUUGUAAAUUCAAGGAGCAGACACCCCAGGAGACUACAAGAAGUAUAGUUACAAACCCACCCACAGACGGGGAUGAGCUACCUUCAUGUAGUACUUUAGAUCCUCCUCCUGCCAUUUAAACCAAGGAGUACAGCUCUGCUUAAUUGGACCCAAAUCUCUGGGCAUACAGAUAUAUUGUUUUCUGGGAUGAACCCUUUCCAUCACGCAAGUGAUAAGUUUUGCAUAGAUAACAAAACAGGAAGGUAGUUUCAACUCUUCCUUCUGAGUUGCUCCCCUUUACAGAGACCCCUUAGGUAAGUGGGAGCAAUGGAGAAAGUGAGUUUUGGAGGGACAGCCUAGGACAGCAUCAUUCACAGUUGACCAUUCACAUUUCUCACCUUUACACUGGCAUAUUCAAGUUGGGCUAGUUAGAUAUAGCAAGUAGAAUGAGGACAGAAGUUUUGCUUUCUAGUUUUCUAGAUUGCUUGUCUAGAUAGCCUAAUGUUUUCUUUAUGCUUUACACCUAAUAACUGUCAUGAUGACCAGAUGUUGUUACUGGGGUCUUGUUGUCAACAACAUCAUUCCUAUCAGAGUUUUCAUGGAAGGCUGUCAGUUUUGUUUCUGAAUAGCCAUAUGUUACAUGUUUAUCUCAUCUUAGGGUUUUGUCUACAUAAUCAGCUGUUAGCUGUCCUGGUCUGCUCUGUUUCAGAGGUCUAGACUUGAAUGCUUCAUCUACAAGCAUCAAUAGUUAUAAAAAUUGAAUAUUCCAGUGGAAGCCCUGGAAUUUUAGGAAAGUUGUCUCCCUACAACAUAUUUAAGGAAUUCUGGAUGCAAGAGGGUUGUGGAAGCAUAAAAUGCUAUAGAUUUUUGUUCUUUCCUUUUCAAGAUAGAUAAAAAUGUGAAUCUGCAAGAAGGUAGGCUUAACUAACUUCCUUAAGUUUCAGUUCUCUCCUUUAAUACUAUGAAAUUUCUCAUAGAAUUUGCUAGGAUUAUCCUUUUUUAGGAAGGAAGAAAUACAACUCUUGAUCUUAACUUCCUCUUCCUUACCUGUCAGGAAUGUUUCAGAUAAAGAGUUGCCUUAGUUGACAUGUACUUUUCUAGAAAACUUUACAAAAAAUCUCUCACCUUGCAUAGGUAUGUAGGGCAUUUUAAUUUUCAUCAUUUUAAAUGAAAGGGUUUUCUUCCAUCUUUCAUCCACUUAUCCCCAAUUGAAGAGUCACUUCAGAAACUUUAAAAUUAUAUAAAAUAUGAAAUUAUUAGAAGAAUUUUUGUCUUUAAAUGCAUUUUAGUUUGGCAUGAUUGUGAGCUAAUUUGAAAAAAGAUUUCCUGUUUAAUCUUUGCCACACUCUUAUCUUCUGUAUAAUUUCUGCUUUCAUCUGGAACCCUGUUUGUUUCACUAAGGGACUAUGCAGCAUAUCCUCAGCAGUUUUGGUGGGAACCAGGAUCCAGUGUCAUUAUUUCUACCAUUAAUAUUUUAAAAGAAAUACUUGAAACAGACCUCUCAUGAACUAGUCUGAACAUUAUAGGUCAGUCAGGUUUGCUAGUCUGAGGAAUCAUAAUGGGAGGGGUGGAGAGAUGGUAGUUCCCAGCCUUGACUUGGAGACUGUCUCAAGAAUCACUCUAAAAUCAUGACCUUCAAACACACUUAAAUGAGUUUAACAUCGAAGUUUGGUAAGCUCUUCAGUAACCUCAAACCAAACUGGUGGUGAUGAUAUGUCAGACUUUUCAAGCCCAAUUAUAAGCCGCACUUGCAAGGACAAAGGGACAAAGGUAAAUAAAUGGUCCAUUUUCUGGUUUUUUGCUUUUUGACAUAGAGAUUCCCCUACCUUGGAGUCAUCCUUUUAUGUCCAUUCACUUUUGGGGGGGAGAAAAAGCAAUGUCCAUUCUUUUGCUCAUGGUGAAACUGCUAAUUUUUGUUGCUUAUAACUCUGAAAUAGCAGAAUAUUUGUUUAGGCUGAGAGCUGGUUGCAGGGAAAACAAAUCAAUUUCCCUCAUGUUUUGAGAGUUAAGAUGUGUUUUUCAGUUAUGAUUCUCAUUUUUAAAAAACUCUUAGUACGUUGUAUAAUUAUAUGCCGUAACUUGUCAUGCCAACUACUCCAACUGAAUCACUAUCAUUUGGCUAGAUGGAGGUGAAAAUUUCUUUGAAAUAGAUUGAAAUAAGAUCAUCAAACAUGUUUAGACUUUGUCUUUUCAUUACUAGAGACAGCACAUUUUGUUACUGGCGAUAAUAGCAUUUCCCUAUCCAUGCCCACAAGUUGCUUAAUUGCCCCAUGCCUGAGUCUCCUCACCUACACCAUCCCAACCUACCUCAUAAAGUUGUUUGAAAGAUAAAUUUUGAUAAAAGGUGUGAAAACGCUCUAUGAAAGUAUUUUAAAGUAUCUUGUCUAUUUAAGGAGUUGUUAGUAUAAAUGCUUCAGCUCCAUUAAUGUUAUUAUUUAUUUGGCUGUUAGAAAAGAAGCAAGUAGCAUCCUCUGUGUGAAUGUCAUGAGUGAAUUUGUAGGCCUUCAGGUCUAUAGAAGGCAAGUAUAAAUGGUCUUAGUAGUUACCCCUUCUCUUAGUAUUAGUUGCUUGUUAAAAUUUGCAUUCAACACAUGGUACUUGAAGGAAAAACAGCCCACUGUAGUCUAAGAAAUCACUUUUGCUGGGAAACGAAUUUAUCAUCUUCAUAUCUGUUGACUUUUGUAAAGGACAUAACAGCAUCUUUUGAAAAUCGUGGCUUAUAUAGCUUGAAUGCCUAAUAUGCUAGACUAUAAUCGAAUACGGGUUUAAUCUUUUCAGCCUUGUAAAUGGUAAAAUAAACAUUAUAAUUGAUUAUCAAACAUAGUACUUCCUUAGAAACAACUUUAGGAUAUUAAUGCUGUGGUUAUGAAUGUAUGUGUUGCUUCAUUUCAGCCAAUAAAUUGUUAAUGUGAGUUUUUGCUGGCUGUUUUUCUGCAGUCAUUGACUUGAAUAAAUAUUUUUGUUUCUUCAUAUAAUAAAUUAAUUUUUCAAUUUC
Messenger RNA from Sorex araneus (European shrew), 4645 nucleotides. It is a transcript of the gene XK, whose product is annotated as X-linked Kx blood group antigen, Kell and VPS13A binding protein. The coding region runs from base 468 to 1790 and encodes 440 amino acids. Gene Ontology annotation, cellular component: membrane. Lineage: Eukaryota; Metazoa; Chordata; Mammalia; Eulipotyphla; Soricidae. The transcript has 3 exons. The record is from RefSeq and is a predicted model, not a curated record.